Pieris macdunnoughi is the source of this 504-nucleotide messenger RNA. The record is from the annotation of a GenBank genome assembly. NCBI's taxonomy places the organism in Eukaryota, Metazoa, Arthropoda, Insecta, Lepidoptera, Pieridae.
AUGUCGGGCAGGUCGUACUUGUCGGGCAGCGUGCGAUCGUGCGGCGGGUCUGUGCGGCUCGGUGCCGGGGCCGCCUCGGCUCACGAGGUGGUGCUGGAAGCGCUGUACGAGCGGAAACGCGACAAGAAGAGCGUUCGCGUGCUCACCGUCAUCAUAUACGUAUUCUGCGUGUCUCUGGCCGCCAUCAUGCUCUCCCUCUACUACGUGUUCUUCUGGGAGCCCAAGGACGCGCACUACGCGCAGCGCAAGGUGUUAAACACUGUAACGCAGCCACCCAGCACUACACCUUUGCCCACAUGCUUUAUGACCCACACUGGACGAAGCAAUACCUCAGUGAACGAGUUUAUCGCUCAACCAAUAAUAGAUAACAUCACCAGUUUUAUCAAUACAAAUGAAUCGUUAUCAAACGAGGAUUGGUUUACCAACAAUACAGCUAUGGAAAUGCAAGAAAAUGUAACAACAUACGACACGGAGGCCCUACAGAAUAUUACUAGCGUUACAUGA